AGCAGACAGGACCCGGGCUGAGGCAGCAGCAGCAUCCACACCACCACCACCACCACCACCACCACUUCCACCAGCAGCAGCACCAGCACCAGCACCACCACCAGCAGCCGCAGCAGCAGCAGCAGCAGCAGCAGCGCCGCCACAAAGGGAGCUCAGUGCUGGUUGAAGCUCGACUCUCCGCUCCUCUCUUCAGGGUUUGAGAUGCUCCGGCUCUGCGGCAGGAUGUGCGGCUUCUCGGCCCUGCUCUCGGUGCUUCUCGCUGGGCUCGCGGCGGCGUCCUCGGAUCUGUUUGACAACCAACUGGGCGACAUCAAUUACUGCAAAAAGCAAUGCCAGCUCACCAUCAAAAACAAAAGCCCCGCUAAAGACUCCAUAAUGAACGCCUGUCACCGUGGUUGUCGCCUCUACUCCAUCUGUCAGUUCGUCAAUGGCAACGCCGGCUUCAACACCAGCAGGGAGGAGUGUCAGGGAGCCUGCCAGGAGGCAUAUAUUAAGCUGCUGGAGCAGGAGGCCUGCAGCACCGGUUGUGCCAGCCAACCCUCUGAACCUGAGAUCAAGAGGAGGAAGCUCAGGGCCAUGACUCUCCGCCCCAAGCCCCCCUCUGUGAUGGAGGCCGUGUCCAGUUGGUGCAAUGACAUCGUCAGCUCUGCCCAGAGCUUCAUCUCCUCCACCUGGACCUUCUACCUGCAGGCGGAUGAUGGCAAGGUUGUGGUUUUUCAGAGCCAGCCAGAGAUGGAGUACUCUCUGCCCGAGCUGCAGGCCCCUCGAUCCAACGUGGCUGACAAACCCUGGCCUCAGGUUCACUCUCACACCCAGAGACCUCAUGGUGUGAGAGGACAUGGCGAGAAGGGAGCAUCCAAAGCAGGAGGUAAAGGGAAGCAUCCUGUCCAGCGCACAGACGACCCCACAGCUGAGCACGACUUUCUAGGCUGCAUGUCAAGACGUUCAGGUCUCCCGCGGUGGAUUUUAGCGGCCUGUCUCUUCCUGUCCAUUAUGGUCAUGUUGUGGCUCAGCUGUGCCAGCCUUGUCACUGCACCAGAGCAGCACAUCAAGACGCAGCUGAGUAUCAAUGGAGAUAAAGAGUUUCUGGAUAAUGCCCACAAAGUCAACCCAUACCAUCUGAGUCCUGUGAUUGCCGUCGCCGUCAAACAGUCAGAGGAGAGCCAGGAGGCGGGGCCGCUGCCGGUGAAAGUUGACCUCAACAAAACUUGUGUUUAGAAGGUACCGGUGGGAGAGCAGCUGUCUUGUUUCCCAGGCUAACUUUGUCUAAAAAUCUGUGGCCCGUCAGUGAAAGAGAUGAAACAAACACAUCAACCGACUCACUCAGUCACCAGAAUUUUUAAAAACAUAUUUUUAAGAGCAUGGUCCCGUCAUUAAAAAUUAUCUUACUGAAACAUCUAGCCUGUGUUGAUCAGACGGGCUUCUCAGUUAGCGACGCCUGUCAUGCGUUUCAUUUGCUUGUACAGUUCAGAUUUCUUAAAGUCCAUCCUCAGAUACAAAUGUAUCCUUAUUGAUCAGCCUGCACAUUGCUAAUUGAUAAGACAGUUGUAACUUAGUGCUUCUGUCUCAGAGCCACAUCGGUGAGAGACAAGGAGAGAGGAUGGAUUACAGCUUUCACAUAAUUUUUCAUGUCUAAUGUGCACAAAAGAAGCUGAGAUUCAUUUUAGAUGAAAUUUUCCUCAUUCUCACAGAGAGUUUGGAUUAAUUAAUGGCUGAGAGCGAAGAAAAGUCAGAGAGGAAAGGAAGAUGAAUGAAAGAUGAGCAAAACACUUUGAGAGCACUCUUGUGAGCGCUGCAGGGAAAAGAUACUUAAGCUCAAGUUUACAUAUCCUGCAUUGUCAUCUGUUUAGUAAUACUGUCUGCAAAAGUGGUCUAGAAAUUGAGAAUCAGGUUUCACACUGUGAAAUAAUUCUCAGGUGAGCUACCCAUUCUCACUAAGUUCAGAAAAACAUACUUUCUCAAAAAAACUAAAACAGUGUCACCGUAUUCCUCUGUGUGUCUGUGUGCACGUCUGCAUCUACAAACAGCAUACAUUCAUUUAUGAGGAACAUAUUGAAAACCCAGUAAAGGAGUCAAAACUGGACGCUCUGUCUUAGAAUGAGCAAGAAUUAAACAUUAUUUCAUUCUUUAUUUAUUCAGAAUUUUCGACACAAGUUAGCAAAUUAUGUUAUUGAAGUGCCAUGUACAGUCAAUUCAUCAAACAAAUGUAAUUGAUCUGUCUGUAAAAUACAUUGUAACACAGAUUGGAAAGAGACACAUAGAGGGGAGAUUGCACCUAUUACUGUAUUAUUAUUAUUGUUAUUAUCAUAUUAUUGCUCUUAUAUCACUUAAAGUUCUUAGCUGUUAAAUGUGCCAUGUGCUUUCAAAUAGCUGACUAUUUUGUAUGUCCCAGGAGCACAUACUGAAGGAUAACCUCUGUAACAAUGUGAAAUGCAAAGCGUUUAAAUCUUUGUUAUUGAACAGAGUUGCACAGUCUUAGAGAAGAUUUUCUGUUUUCCUCUCAGUGCUUUUGAUGUCCUGUAACGCUCUCUUUUAAUCCAGGCUAUGUAGACAAUAAACCGUGCAUGCAAGUGACGCUUCGAUAGUUUAUCUUAACCGCCCAUGCCAGUAUGGCACGACUCUACUGUAGACUUGUGGUUUUUUGUGUUACUAUUUACUGUAAGCAUUGAUAGAAUGUGUAAUAAUGAAUGACAAUAUCCUCAUGAUUUACAGAAAGGACUCUGAAUCAUAAAAAAGCCAUUCAAUCCAUAUCUGUGCUGGUUCAAACUGAAGGUAUAUCACAAGGAAUAUGAUAUGAAUUUCAAACUGUAUUGUUUCCUUUUUACUGGUCUGUUUAUUUUCAAUGAAAUGAUACUUACAACAUAAUGAAUAAAGUGUUUUCAUUGUA
Thunnus maccoyii (southern bluefin tuna) is the source of this 2887-nucleotide messenger RNA. It is a transcript of the gene tmem59l, whose product is annotated as transmembrane protein 59-like. The record is from RefSeq and is a predicted model, not a curated record. The transcript is spliced from 8 exons. Lineage: Eukaryota; Metazoa; Chordata; Actinopteri; Scombriformes; Scombridae. Bases 202 to 1218 code for a protein of 338 amino acids.